Messenger RNA from Peromyscus californicus insignis, 929 nucleotides. RefSeq names its product small EDRK-rich factor 1A (gene Serf1a). Bases 216 to 722 code for a protein of 168 amino acids. The transcript is spliced from 3 exons. The record is from RefSeq and is a predicted model, not a curated record. Lineage: Eukaryota; Metazoa; Chordata; Mammalia; Rodentia; Cricetidae.
CACCCCUAUGUGUUUUCACGCCCUUGUUUCAGCUCCUGUGUAGUUUGGGAAGUCGGUCCGGGGUCUUAUGCACCCCACCCGACCACCGAGACCGCGCUUAAAACUCCUCAAGUUCUGCCCAUCGGGCCGGGGGCAACGGGAUCGCAGCGACUGAACGGGCUUUGGGGUGACGUCCGUCUCUUCCGUCCCGGUGAGGUCGUUUCUGCCAGCUGAGGAUGGUAGAGGCCGGCUCUCCCGCCCCCGGGGCCCACCGCGUGCGGGGCCGGGCGGGACGCGGUCGCCGGUCCGCCAGCCGUGUCCCCCCCCCCCUCCCCCGCCCCGGGCGCGCACGCGCAGUGGCUCGCCGGCCACGCCGCGGCUGUUGUGGGUCGGUGGGCGGGGCGGCUGGCUGCCAGAGCGAGGCGUCGCCGCACCGAGAGCCGGCGCGGGGCUCGGCCUUCCUCAGCGCCGGGAGGCGGGCGGCUUGCCGAGCGUGCGAGCGGCCGGUGUGUUCCUCCAAGUCGCUGUCUUCCGGACUCCGGCCGGCGGUCGGCAUGGCCCGUGGAAAUCAAAGAGAACUUGCCCGCCAGAAAAAUAUGAAAAAGACCCAGGAAAUUAGCAAAGGAAAAAGAAAAGAGGAUAGCUUGACUACCUCUCAGAGAAAGCAGAGGGACUCUGAGAUCAUGCAGCAAAAGCAGAAGAUAGCCAAUGAGAAGAAAUCGAUGCAGACAAGAGAAAAAUGAUGACUGGCUUUGUGGAAAACGCAGGUGCUAUUGCCAGUGGGGUGCAUCAUAAGCUCUAAGAUCAAAAUUUCUCAGAGUGACUAAUGGUUACAUGUGUCAUAACUUAUCCUUAUAAAACUGACUAUUUUAAACUUUACUUUUCAGCCUUACUUAAUAUGAUGUUUUAAGACCAUUCUUCAAAGAAUAAAGUACUGACCAUGCAUGUAA